GCAAAAGGGUAGUAAUGGUUAUUGAAAGUUUUGUUUUUCUGAUUUUGAUUGCUGGAAUAGUUUUGCCAGCAUCAGCUGAUUCAAACCCAGCAUGUAUGAAACUUCCAAGUGUGAAGGGACUAAAUGGAAAUAGCUCUUGCUGUAAUUUUCCGCCUCUGGCGGAACUGAAAUCCAUGGAAGAAUGCUGGAGCGAGAUUUCUUCUAAAAAAGAGCCUGAAUUGGUUAAGUUAUGUAAACCACUGCAAUGCAUGUUCAAACGAUUCAAGGUGCUGACAGUGAAUGGCACCCUGGACAAAGCUGCAGCCGAAAAGUAUUUGGACAAUCAGCUGAAAAAUCAAACCGAAUGGCUACGGAUCACCAAGUCCAUCCUGCUGGAUCAGUGUUUGCCGAUGGUGGAGAAAAACUACACCCAAAUUGUGCAAUUUUUCAAAACGAACAGAAUGGACAUCCCCGAUCCGGGUCAAUGCUCGCUCAAACCGAUGCUGGUGAGCAUCUGCUUCUCUGCGAUUGCGUUUGCGAAAUGUCCAGUGUCGUCUUCAAGUCAAAGCCCCAUCUGCAGUGAGUGGAAGAAAUACUCAAACAAUUGUACUGAGAACAUGGAGGAUAUCUUACAAACGUUCAAACAGUUGGAUAAAAUGUCUUCUGCCGUUUAGAUUGAUGUGCUGUUUUGUCAUUUUUCGAUCCUAUGAAAAUCUGUGGCAACCUGCUAAAAAGUAUGCAAAGAGUAGGAUGGUUCAUCAUGUUAAUAUAUUUGAGAUUUCAGUUUUUUCAAGAAGCUUAUUUUUCCAACCAAGUGUGUGCAUACUGUGUAUAAAAAGUGACUUCAACUAUUUUUUUUGCAAAAUUAUUCAAUGUGUUUAAAUCAUGUUAAAAAAGUAUUUAUAUCUCUGGAGGGUGAUCUCGAGCAAUCAAAAUAAAUAUUGAAAUCAUUUCAACUGCCAACAUGUAUCAUACUGUACACCAAGAUAUACA
Aedes aegypti (yellow fever mosquito) is the source of this 972-nucleotide messenger RNA. RefSeq names its product general odorant-binding protein 66-like. Lineage: Eukaryota; Metazoa; Arthropoda; Insecta; Diptera; Culicidae. The transcript is spliced from 6 exons. The record is from RefSeq and is a predicted model, not a curated record. Bases 15 to 653 code for a protein of 212 amino acids.